CUCCGCUCCCAGACUACUCCGUUCCUCCGGAUUUCGAUCCCCCUUUUUCUAUCUGUCAAUCAGCGCCGCCUUUGAACUGAAAAGCUCUCAGUCUAACUUCAACUCACUCAAAUCCGAGCGGCACGAGCUCCUCCUGUAUCUUCGGCUUCCCCCCCCUUUGCUCCUUAUAUCUGACUUCUUGUUGUUGUUGGUGUUUUUUUUUUACCCCCCUUUUUAUUUAUUAUUUUUUUUUUUGCACAUUGAUCGGAUCCUUGGGAACGAGAGAAAAAAGAAACCCAAACUCACGCGUGCAGAAGAUCUCCCCCCCUUCCCCUCCCCUCCUCCCUCUUUUCCCCUCCCCAGGAGAGAAAGACCCCAAAGCAGAAAAAAAGUUCACCUUGGACUCGUCUUUUUCUUGCAAUAUUUUUUUUGGGGGGGCAAAACUUUUUUGGGUUUUUUUUUUUUUUUUGGCUUUUCUUCCUCCAUUUUUCUUCCAAAAUUGCUGCUGGUGGGUGAAAAAAAAAUGCCGCAGCUGAACGGCGGUGGAGGAGAUGACCUAGGCGCCAACGACGAACUGAUUUCCUUCAAAGACGAGGGCGAGCAGGAGGAGAAGAGCUCGGACAACUCCUCGGCAGAGAGGGACUUAGCUGAUGUCAAGUCGUCUCUAGUCAAUGAAUCAGAAACGAAUCAAAACAGCUCCUCCGAUUCCGAGGCGGAAAGACGGCCUCCGCCACGCUCCGAAAGUUUCCGAGAUAAAUCCCGGGAAAGUUUGGAGGAAGCCGCCAAGAGGCAAGAUGGAGGGCUCUUUAAGGGGCCACCGUAUCCCGGCUACCCCUUCAUCAUGAUCCCCGACCUGACGAGCCCCUACCUCCCCAACGGAUCGCUCUCGCCCACCGCCCGAACCUAUCUUCAGAUGAAAUGGCCACUACUUGAUGUCCAGGCAGGGAGCCUCCAGAGCAGACAAGCCCUCAAAGAUGCCCGCUCACCAUCGCCAGCGCACAUUGUCAGCCCCCUCCCUUGCUGCACUCAGGGACAUGCCUGUCAGCACUUCUACCCCCCCUCAGACUUCACUGUCAGCACGCAAGUCUUCAGGGACAUGAAAAGCUGCCACUCCUUACAAAAGGUUGGGGAGCCCUGGUGUUUGGAGUCGAACAAAGUGCCGGUGGUGCAGCACCCCCACCAUGUUCACCCACUCACGCCUCUCAUCACCUACAGCAACGAACACUUCACCCCAGGAAACCCACCUCCACACUUACCAGCUGACGUAGACCCCAAAACAGGAAUCCCACGGCCUCCGCACCCUCCAGAUAUAUCUCCGUAUUACCCGCUAUCACCCGGCACCGUAGGACAAAUCCCCCAUCCGCUAGGAUGGUUAGUACCACAGCAAGGUCAACCAGUGUACCCAAUCACAACAGGAGGAUUCAGACACCCCUACCCCACAGCGUUGACCGUCAAUGCUUCCAUGUCCAGGUUCCCUCCCCACAUGGUCCCACCACAUCAUACUCUACACACGACCGGCAUACCCCACCCGGCCAUAGUCACACCAACAGUCAAACAGGAAUCCUCCCAGAGUGACGUCGGCUCACUCCAUAGCUCAAAGCAUCAGGACUCCAAAAAGGAAGAAGAAAAGAAGAAGCCCCACAUAAAGAAGCCCCUUAAUGCGUUCAUGUUGUAUAUGAAAGAAAUGAGGGCCAAGGUCGUGGCUGAGUGCACAUUGAAAGAAAGUGCGGCCAUCAACCAGAUCCUUGGGCGCAGGUGGCAUGCACUGUCCAGAGAAGAGCAAGCAAAGUACUAUGAGCUGGCCCGGAAGGAGCGACAGCUUCACAUGCAGCUGUACCCAGGCUGGUCUGCACGGGAUAACUAUGGGAAGAAGAAGAAGAGGAAAAGGGAUAAGCAGCCAGGGGAGACCAAUGGAGAAAAAAAAAGUGCGUUCGCUACAUACAAGGUGAAGGCAGCUGCCUCAGCCCACCCUCUUCAGAUGGAAGCUUACUAGACUCGCCACCCCCGUCCCCGCACCUGCUAGGCUCCCCACCCCGAGACGCCAAGUCACAGACUGAGCAGACCCAGCCGCUGUCCCUGUCCCUGAAGCCUGACCCCCUGGCCCACCUAUCCAUGAUGCCUCCACCACCUGCGCUCCUGCUGGCUGAGGCCGCCCAUGGCAAGGUCUCUGCCCUCUGUCCUAACGGGGCCCUGGACCUGCCACCUGCCGCCUUGCAGCCGCCCAUUGUCCCCUCCUCAUCGCUCGCACAGCCGUCAACAUCUUCCUUACAUUCCCACAACUCGCUGGCCGGGACUCAGCCCCAGCCUCUGUCCCUCGUAACCAAGUCUUUAGAAUAGCUUUAGAGUGAACCCUGCCUAAGUGUUUUCUUCCAGGUUCUUGAUUUGCCCCUCCCCCCACUCUGAAAGCUUUUGUUUUGUACUCUUAAUUUUGUGCCACGUGGCUACAUGAGUUGAUGUUUAUCGAGUUCAUUGGUCAAUAUUUGACCCAUUCUUAUUUCAAUUUCUCCUUUUAAAUAUGUAGAUGAGAGAACAACCUCAUGAUUCUACCAAAAUUUUUAUCAACAGCUGUUUAAAGUCUUUGUAGUGUUAAAAAAAUAUAUAUAUAUAUAUACAUAACUGUUAUGUAGUUCGGAUAGCUUAGUUUUAAAAGACUGAUUAAAAAACAAAAAGAAAAAAAAAAAGAGAGAGAAGCAAUUUUGAAGCGGCCCUCCAGAAGGAGUUGGUUCUGUAUUAUUUGUAUUAAAUACGAGCUUGCGAACCAAUCAUUUUACACCUGGUUUUUAAACCACAAGGGCACAAUGAAUGCAGUGCCGUUGCCUUUUUUUUUUUUUUUUUUUCUGUGUGAGACAACUUUUAUUGUGAUGUUACUUGUUAUUGUUUAAAUGUACAGAGACAAGGGGUUAAAGUGUGUUAAUAUACCUUGUUCCGUGGUGGUGUUCUUUUUUGGGGGGGGGGCUACUGAGCAUUUAAUGGAAUCACAGCGCUGUUGGACCAGUAGUAUUUAUUGCUUUAGAGGUUGCUUGUCGUACCUGUACGUUGUCCCUUUUUAAAUAUGUUUUCCUUUUUCUUGAAACUGUAUAAAGUUUUUUUUCCCCCAUAGCAUAAGCAUCUUAUAUAUAACAACUCAUUUGUACAAGGUUUUUAAGUUUAUAUAUAAAAUGUGUAUAUAUAUAUUUUUUGUUUCCCUUUUGACUUUUUUUUUUCCUGUAUGAAAACCAGACGCCGCCAAAUGGACAUUAAUUGUUGCAUUAAGGAUCAGUAGCAUUAAAAGUUGCUUUAAAAGCCAUUAAGGAAAACAAGACUUGAACAUAAUUAGUGAGGGAAUUUUAGAUGCCGUCUGAGCAGCAGUGGGAACUGCCCGUUUCCCCCAUGAACUCCUUGUCAAACGCCCUGCGCCCUUAGGACAUGGACUGACCGUGUGCAAAACUUCAUGUGCCAAAAUUCUCAGUGACUUUAGCUUUCUCCCUCUUUUGAUGCUGAACUUUCUGUUCAUCAUGUUUUGCUGUGAUGUUACAUAGGUAGAUUUGUAUGUAGUUUUAAUGUCACCUAUAACAAAAUGUGUUUGGUAGCAGAUUGUCCAGAAAGCAUUUUAAAUGAAGAGGCAUAAACCCUUAAGGGCCAAAAUUCUGUAUAUUAGAUUACUCUUAAACGAAAAACCAGCUGCCGCUUUUAUGUACGCGUAUGACAUACAAGUAGGUAGCGAACUUUAAGAAUAAAAUAAAAACCUAGGCAUGUUGAUGUUGCAAAAUGCUGUAUAGAGCUGAAACCUGUUCAUUCAGUGCCAUGGUAGUUGACAUGAAGCGAUUGUAAAACUGUCUCCGAUUUUUCUCUGGUUUAUUAAAAUGCUAACUAUAACAUUUUUUGUGAAUACUUUGAAUGUUUCCUAACAGUUGUGAUGUUACUGUUCCGUUUCAUGCUCUUACUCCAAGUUCAUUUUUAAUGGUUUGGAAGCCAUUUUUGUAAUGAAUAAAUGUUCACGCUGUACAGUAUCUGUAGCAUGCCGUUCUGGAUUAAUAAAAGCAACUUAGUAUGUGCAGAGAAA
Molecule: messenger RNA, 4021 nt
Organism: Castor canadensis (American beaver)
Lineage: Eukaryota; Metazoa; Chordata; Mammalia; Rodentia; Castoridae
Gene: Tcf7l2
Product: transcription factor 7 like 2
Biological process (GO): regulation of transcription by RNA polymerase II; canonical Wnt signaling pathway
Cellular component (GO): chromatin; beta-catenin-TCF complex; catenin-TCF7L2 complex
Molecular function (GO): DNA-binding transcription factor activity, RNA polymerase II-specific; RNA polymerase II cis-regulatory region sequence-specific DNA binding
Source: RefSeq, a predicted model, not a curated record